UUUUCCCUGAAAAUGGCGGACAGCUGGGCAGCGUUCAAAACACCAGAGAGCGCGAAGAAAGAGGUAUGUUCAUCAUAUAAACAUCGAUAAACAGUAACAUCGACAAACAAUUAACAAUUUAUGAGAUAUUUUAAUCAAUAUUUUGCAUGUGACAUGUUUCUCACUGUUUAUACUUGUUUUGUAAUAUUUAUAUUUUAAUUAUAUAAUUAAUAUAAACAAUUACUUUAAAGGCCUUUUCCCGAACCUUCCACAAGUUAAUCAUUCCGUGAUAGAAUCCUUAUAAAACUGCCCAACUGCUUAUAAAAAGUUGUUACAAUGGCGGAAACUUUGUUUGUUUACAAGAUGCGAUAUGAUUAAAUCUGAGACAAGAUUUCAAAUGUGGCGUUCAACCUAAAUAUUUUACUGCCUCCGGGCAGAAACAAGGGCUGACCUAUAGGGAUGCUUAUAAGGCGAUAGAGCUCUAAAGGUGCCUGAAGACUUCUAUAGGGAAUUGGAACAUUUUCUAUAGGCUGCCUGUAGACUUUUUUCGUAAGGCAUGAAAGCUAGUCGAUCUGGAGUAACAUUACAAAAAUUGUCAUAUUGCAUUUUUACUAUAAUAUGUUCACUAGUACAGUAUUUCACUACUUAAAAGGUUCACCUCCAACGUUGUUUAUGCCACGUUUUACAUCAUUGAUAAUAUCAUACGCCGGUGGAUAAACCCGAGUUGUUUCUGUACGCCAUAGAUCUGUGGCUGAGCAUGCAUCGAUUCCACUUAGCAUCAUAACAACUAGAGGUGUGCAUCAGAUUGGAUUGGACAUUUAUAAUAUGACAAUUGGCUAAUGUUUAAGAUCUGAUCUGAAAUUGUCUAAUCCAAAUCUGAUCCGAUCUGAGUUUUCAUAAAGAAUUCUGAUUAAUCCUUUAAUAAAAUAAAUUUCUCAUUCAAGUUGAAAUAUUUAACCAAAUUUAUAAAUAUAAAAGCAAGAAAUACAUGUCAAGAAACUGACAAAGUGACGUCCAAUUGAAGUAUCAAACAAAUAAUACAGUGACAACCUCAAUAAUGCUUUGAUAAACACAUGGAUAAUUAAAUUCUUGUGAUAAUACAUGGAUAAUUAAUUCAUUUUAUUCCAAUAUCGAAGUCCAAUCCGAUCCGACUACGAAACAAUUUUAUCAAUCUGAUCCGAAAUGUGAACGAAAUCCGAUCGGAUCGGAUUCAGAUUUGGAUCGGAUUUGCACACCUCUAAUCACAACAUUUGCAAAAGUGUAUUUCUUGAGUUGGUGGUUGAGCAGCAGUGAUAUAGGUAACUAGAGGGGGUUAUAUCAUUAUGUUGUGGUCACAUGGCCAAAUAAGGGUGAUAGGUGGUUGCGAUUAGAGGCAAGAACAAAGAAAUAUAUAUUUGUGUUUAAAGUGAACUGCCUGCAUGUUUAUUGUUGUAUAAUGUUACUCGCACACAGACAUUUUUCUUUGUUCUUGACCCAAAUUACAACCCUAUCUCUAUUAAACCCUAACAGCCUUUGCAACGUAAUAUGUGAACUGUAACUGUUUCCAUGGUUAAGGUUACAAUAUAUGAUGAGACUCUGAUUUUGAUAAAAAAAUUUUUUGUAUAGUUCUAUUAAGUAAUGAUAUGUCUAUCAAUUCCAGCAACUUUUUAAAGAAAAUUUUAAAAAGCGACCCGAGAUAUAGGGGAACAUGCUAUGACCACUGAAUAGCUUCGCACCAAACUUGUAAUUAUGAUUAACUCGGAUUGUCAGUCUGACCUCUUGAAGCUUGAAGCCAACAUCGUGCAUAGCUUGAGAGAUUCUGUAAAUACUACUGUAUAUUAUAAGCUUUCUAAUGUUGUCGCAAUGAUAUAUGCCUCCGAACAAUAACUUAUACUUUAGUGAAUUUCAUACCUUGCAUGAUAUUUGACGCCAGCAAAGUUCACACUUUGUGGUUUGGCCACAAGUGGAUUAACAUUGGGGGCGGAGAAAAUGACAGAAAGAGUGGAAACCUCGCCAAAUCUUAUAUGGUCAUUUGAAGAAAAAGCAAAAUUACCCAAUCUCCUUGACAAAAAAGAGUUUAACGACAGAACGUUUUAUCCGAUUCGUCCCAAACUUGACCACAAUGUUAAUCAAUAAUACAGUAAAGGAACAAAAGUGUGUUCGCCUUUUUGAUUUAGUGCAUUAUUUUUCAAUUUAGAAACAUCUCUUCAACCGCUUAUAACUGCGCAAGAUAAGCCAAGUUGUCUGCUUUAUAUCAAAGCGAAUACAAUAGCUGUCAAAAAAUGCGAACACACUCUUCUUCUUUGGACAUUUGAGAUGAGAAAUAUGAUAUUUUGGGGGCUCCUGAGUUAAACGGUCUGUCGUUAAAUCUCGUGGCGCAAGAGGUGCUAUUUUUCAAAAGAUGUCUCAUUGCGACUACAGGUUAAAAGGUGGUUAAUUUUGGUUAAAACAGUAGCUUCUACAGUUAGUUAUCAUUGCAUGUACCAAAUUUGAGAAACGUAACUAAAAAACUGAGCACGCAGUGACAAUUUUUCUGAAACAGGAAUCUAUCAUAUGAUGUAACCUUUUAAGGUUAAAAUUAAAAUUGAAAUUAAAAUUUCAUUUACUAUACAUGCAGUGUGGAAGGUUUUAGAUUGCAAUUGAGAUAUCAUCUUCACAUGCCAUUUUGUUAUUUUGUACCAGUAUUAAAUUUUUGAAAACUGUAGUGGAAGCCUUUCCAUGCAGGCUGGAGUCAGUGCACAGUACAACUUGUUUGCCACAUUUUACACCAAACAAAUUCUGGAGAAUAUGGUUAGAUUACUUCUGUACUGUGACAACAUGCACCAUUUCUGGUCAGGAAGUGUUCCAGUAUUACUGUACAUUGUGCACUAUUACACAUAUUUACAGGACAUGACUGCAACAUUUUCUCAAGUGUGAAGUGAAUCCAGUUCAUUCCUUAAUUAUUGCAUAUUGGUAAACAAGUCAGACAGUACUUUGUUUUGUACUAAGUUGUCUUUGAAGUUUAUAACUGAAAUUUUCAUUCAUAGUAUCACAUUUAUCACAAGUGAAUAUAUACAGUAUAUGUACAAUGUCAUGAAAUUGUUUGUACAGUACUUUAAACUCAUGAGGUUGCCAACCAUAAUAAUUUCUGAAAGCCGUUCAAUGAUAAUUGAAUAUAACUAUAACAAAGCUGUGUCAGUAUGAUUGAAAGCAUUGGAUAGGCUCCAAAUUAGGCUGUACAGUAUAUUGCAUGAUAUUUAAUUAACAAAAAAUUUAAGGAGACUAAGAGAGUAAGAGUACUGCACAUUUUAUACAGCACAAGCAUGCAAAGAAACAUCCUGUUUUCCGAGAUUUGUAUUAAGUUCUUUGCUAAACAAAAAAUUCAACUUGUAACGGUGGUUUUUAAGGCCUAAAUUUUGCCCUACACGCUGAAAAUCUCACUUCAAUACCGACUUGCUGUUGUUUUCCUCUCCUUCCUUUAAGGCUGUUUGACACCGUUUUGUUUCCAAAAACCGAUGCGUAUUGAAGAAAAGACAACUUUUCCCUUAUUUCUCUUUCAAUGAUACAGUCCAUCAUGAAAAACUGCAUGUGCGAUACGUUUAUGUUUUUUUUUCUAAAAAAUUACUGUUUUGACGGGAAACAAAGAGUUUGCCUAUGCAUUAUAUCCAUCAUGUGUCAAAUUUAAAGUCUGCAGUGAUUUACGGCGUCUUUUAACCACCUUGUAAACGAAAACGCGGAUAUGUGAAGUAAGUUGGACUACCCUGUAUAUAAUAUCCCAAAGGUCGCGGGUUCGAUUCACACCGUGGCCAAGCUCACUUUUCAACUUGCCCGGUGUGGAUAUACACUCAGAGUAACAUCACAAACAUCAUAUUCACCUGCGUACAUAACACCAACACACACAAAAUAAUAAGUUGUACUAAUUUUGAAUCACCAGUGCAAAUAUCUCGUAAAAUUGAUUUGGCCCUAUCAUUCGCGGCAUUCAGAAGAUUGAUGCUUGUGAUGUAUACUCUGAGCAUAUAUUCACACCGACCUGAGUCACCUGACCUAGCUCAGUUGGCAGAGCAUUGGGCUAGUAUUCCAAAGGUCGUAGGUUCGAUUCCCACCGUGGCCAGGCAUAUUUUUCAAGCUUCCUUGACAAAAAUUUGACUAUCCACAGCACUGUCACCACAUCGUAAAAUGAUGUCGGGAGCUUCGGCAGAAAUGGCUGCCUUUCAGCAAUGUGCUUAGACGUUUAGUUUUUAAGCUGGGAAACAUUCAUAAGGGUGUAUUUACCAAUAUCAACACAGCAGGUUACUCCCGGAUACUUCGAGGUUAUUCUCUGGAUACUCCGAUGUUAGUCUCCGGAUACUCCGAUGUUAUUCCCCGGAUACUCCGAGGUUCGUCUCCAGAUACUCCGAUGUCAUUUUAAAUAAAAUUGAUUGAUUGAUUGAGUCUCCGGAUACUCCGAGGUUAGCCUCUGGAUACUUCGAGUUUUCACACUUAGGCUCCAGUUACACGAUACAGGAUUCGCAUCGGAGUGAAUCGAGCGACAUCAACUAAGGCUUUUUGGCCUCUUGUGGCUUUUCGUAUUUGAAGUUUUUGACUAAGUCUGUUACGAUCAUUUCUGUUAUGUACUCAGGUGAAUGUGAUGUUUGUGGUGUUACUCUGAGUGUGACAGGGAAAGCUGAAAAGCUUGCCUGACCACGAUGGGAAUCGAACCCCCGACCUGUGGGAUACUAGUCCAAUGCUCUUCCAACUGAGCUACGAGAUCAAGUCGGUUUGAUUUGACGAUAUUUUGGAACACAGUCUAGUUCCUUCGAGUGGGAACAGAUGGUAAAAUUGAAGGAAACAUCUAUGUGCUCACUUUCCCAAUACUGUGAAAUUUUAUGUAAGUGGGAAUUUCUCCCUUUCCAUCUUAUACUUUUAUGACUUGUAAAAAUUCCAUUAGCUUUUGUCUCAAUCUCAGGUUACCCCUACACAGGCUAGGGGUAUUGUAAAAGAUGACCAUACUGUAUUAGUUUGUAUGCAGAAAGUGGUAAUAUCUUAGAAUACAUUGAUAUCGAAGGAACUAUAGUUCUGAAAUAUCACCAACUCGAACCACAUCACCUCGUAGGCCCUAUAACUCAGUUGGUAUAGAGCAUUGGGCUAGUAUCCCAAAGGUCGCGGGUUCGAUUCCCACCGUGGUCAAGCAAACUUUUCAGCUUGCCCGGUUGGGAUGCACACUCAAAGUAAGAUCACAAACAUAAUUCUGUUAUCAUAUGAAAUAUCAUAUAAAAUUUGAUGUCGCUCCGAUGCUCAUGCGGUAUUGUGUAACUGGGGCGUUCAUGGUUGUGGCUACAUGCACCUUUGUCAGUGAAACAAGAACAUUGUCUCGCUGCUUUCUUGUCACAUAACUGUAUAUGCUUCUGCUAAUCAACUGCUAACCGUACAUAUGUCAAUGCAGUCAGGGCGUUUUUUUAGGAAUUUUGACUACUGGGGUAAAGUGUAAAUUAGGGUUUUUGCGCAAGACAGACAUGCAAUUAAACUGAUUUAAAACUAUUCGUUUCUUUAUUUAUUUAAGCAAACAUUCGGUUACAGUCGAACAGUUAGUAACAUUGUUAAACACAAUAUAUCUUGUCUAAUUGACUUAUACAAAGAUCUCUUAUAAAUUAAAUGAACUUACAUAUAAUAAGUCAAUGGUAAGUUGACCGAAUCUUUUAAAGACAUUCCUUUCCACACAUAAAAAAGUCUUUAUAAAAUCACGAUUCUGGUAGAGUUGUUACUUCUUGGUUUGUACUCGGUUGCGUCCAUCUUUUCUGUUAAGAAUUCAUAAACUGACAAUGCUGUGAACCCUAGUUCAGCAUUAUAUAUGUGCAAGAUAUGUAUAUGUGUUUGUAGCCCACCGAGAUACCUGGAGAUUUCACGACGGGAUCUAGCUUUUAUUAAUCACUAUGUUUACGCUGAUGUAAAUUUUAAACGUUCCUCACUAUAUACAGUAUAAUCGACAAACAUUUACACCGAAUCAGUAUGAUUGAACCUCUCUCAAUGGACGCAGGAAUUUUACAAUAACUCCGACAAUAUGCAUGUCCGCCAGUUUUGCCAACAUUUGCCCACCUUACCUCGCAUUUUGUAAGUAUACCUGAUGAUGUGAAUAAUUGAAUAAUACCUGUAAUACCAUAAUACGUGAAUAAUACUUGUAAUACCAUACAGGUAUUACAAAUAGACCUUUCCAAGGUUUCUACCGCCAUAUUGCAGGGGGUGCAAAAACAUUGGGGCGAGCGCGCGGCCACCAAUGGCGCCCAUACUAUUUCCUAUUGAGUGAGUGAAAAUUACCUUUUGACAUUUUGUCCUUUUUCUCAAAAAAUUUCUAUACAAGCAUAUCCAAAUUUUAUUUUUAGAUAAUCCCUGGUUUUUUUCUGAUAUGUGGCCGAGAUUUCUUGCUAAUCGAAGGACAGGAAGUAAUAAAAAACGGCGGCUUUUGUUGUACAACUUGGCCGACGUUUGAGCGAUGAUUUUUGUACAAAUAUACAAAUAUAAACAGUAAUAAUGGCGGAACCAAAGGACUUACACACUUAAUGGACAAAUAUUCUUCCAAAGAUCGGUUAAACAAACGAAAUAAUAAGAAUCGUCGCUCAAACGUCGGUCAAGUUGUGCAACAAAAGCCGCCGUUUUUUAUUACUUCCUGUCCUUCGAUUAGCAAGAAAUCUCGGCCACAUAUCAGAAAAAACUCAGCGAUUAUCUAAAAAUAAAAAUUGGAUAUGCUUGUAUAGAACUUUUUUGAGAAAAAGGACAAAAUAUCAAAAGGUACUUUUCACUCACUCAAUAGGAAAUAGUAUGGGCGCCAUUGGUGGCCGCGCGCUCGCCCCAAUGUUUUUGCACCCCCUGCAAUAUGGCGGUAGAAACCUUGGAAAGGUCUAUUACUUCAGUAGUUACUUAUAGUGACUCAUUUAUUUAAAUUAUUGUUUUAAAUGAUUAAUUAUUUACACAAAUUAUUGAAAGAGGUUCCCCCCUCUCUUCCUAUUGUAAUGUUCUCUCUUAAGCUAUGUUUACAUGCUACGAUUAAUCGUGUACGAUUCGUAUUCUAGCGUAUUAAAAUGAGUGCUGGCGGCAUAAUUCAUUGCCCUUUCGGUAAAAAAAUUUCAAAUGUAGCCAGCAUAAACGUGUUUACUCAAUAACAUACGCCAGAAAACGAAUCGUACACGAUUAAUCGCAGAGUGUAAACGUAGCUUUAAUAUGAUUUCUUGUACAUAAUAGUACAUUUCCAAAAUGAAAGACUCCUUUUUCAUUGAUAUAUCAGAGUUCCAAAUGCGGCCCUUUAAGCCUGGAAACCCCACUUUCAGAAAGUUUCCAAUUUAGGCAAUUAAUUUGUAAACUUUCCAAAAUUAGGCAGGAAGUAAAGAACAAACUAGGCUUUGAAUAAUGGCAGUGAAAGGUUGCAGUAAACUGUUAAAUGUGCAUUGAAAUCUAUCAUAGUAAUUUAUAUAUUUUAGAAUUUUUAAUUAAAUAGUUUAUAAGCAGCUUACGCAUUGCCUUCACAACCGCAUAUAUGUGUUAUAUUUAUACCCUGAUGGCUGAUCUAAAAGGCUUAAAGGAUAUUAUAAUUUAUCUGAAAGAGCAUGAAAAAAUAAGCCGAUUGGCCGUUUACUGCUCUAUUCUAUCUCAUCUGGUUCCGAAGUUAUACGCAAAAAUGUGCAAAAUAUAAAUUGCUGAUUCAGCACAACGUGUGACGUCAUUGGUAGGGUAAGUAUGUUUAAUGAAUAUUAAACUGAAGCAUAGCUCAGUUAUUAUGGGCCCAAAUCAAAUGAAAUUUUGGAUAUUGAUUGUACAUGAUGAGACGCAUUGAAAAACACUUCUAAUUUUGUUGCCAAGGUAACAAUGUCGUUCCCAGGCCCCUUGCGCCAAUUUUAUAAAACAGCUUUAUUCAUGGUACUUAUAAGAAUAAAAUAAUGUCAGAAGUAUGUGUACCAUACCUAUACAUGCCAAAAGUUUACUUGCAUGAUAAUAAUUCGAAAAUGACAUACACAUAGAUAAAUGCAACCAGUUAUUCAAAAUCAGUGUAAGGGGCCUGGGAACGACUGCGUUGCCUUGACAACAAAAUUAGAAGCAUUUUCCCAUGCGUCUCAUCAUGUACUAUGUGUACGCGAAAUGUCAUUUGAUUUGAGCCAAUAAUAAUUGAGCUAUGCUUCGUUUACUAUUCAUUAAACAUACUUACCCUACCAAUGACGUCACACGUUGUGCUGAAUCAGCAAUUUAUAUUUUGCACAUUUUUGCGUAUAACUUCGGAACCAGAUGAGAUAGAAUAGAGCAGUAAACGGCCAAUCGGCUUAUUUUUUCAUGCUCUUUCAGAUAAAGCAAUAAAAAUUUUUAUUGCCAUUACCCUUUAAGAUAGUCAGAUCAUGUUUCAUUGUAAUCUUAUUACGAUUGUCAACGCAUUGGCUUCCAACCGUGACAAGAUGUCAUUGCCUAUUUUGUUAUGCGAGAAAACUGGAAACAACCUAGUUUUAAUGACUCUAGGUUGUUCUCAGGCUCUUGCGCACUAAAAACUAGGUUGUUUCUAGGCCCUACGCACUAAAAACUAGGUUGUUUCUAGGCCCUUGCGCACUAAAAACUAGGUUGUUCUCAAUCUUCUCAAGCAGCCAAACUCCUCGGUCAAGUAAACAUCUGCAUGCCUAACAUACCUAGCUAUUUGGCAUUAUAAUAAUUUGCGUUCAAAGAUUUAAGGUAUAGAUUGACUCAUUAAUAGAAUAUAUAUGCACAACACUUUUUGUCUUGUGUCUAAAAUAAGUAUUGUUUGAUCUUAAUUGUUAUUACUAUAUUACUAUUACUACUAAGUUCUAUAGAGGAACAGCAUUGUCACUGUCGUGAUAAGUAUAAUAGUUCAAUGAUUCAACAUUAAUUUAUUGCGCAACCCUGCAACUGCAGACAGUGUCAAGUGGUUUGAACUUCUCAAGUUUGGUAUACACUCGCAGAGCCGCAAGAGACUUUUUGUUUUAAAUUAAAAUGUACAGUUAUUUAAAUUAAUAAAAAAUAAGCGGUUCACGAAAAAGGGCCGGUACAUGCAAUUGAUGCAAAAUUGCUUUAUUGCGCAAUAAAAAAAUUGAAAAAUUAGGCAACAAAACAAAUAUUAGGCUAACCCCAGGCACGAGAGAAAUGCCAUUUGGAGCCCUGGAUAUAUUAUAAUUGUAUUUGUAUGGAAACUUUUUAGGGAAGUGAUGAUGACUGGGCUGAUUUUGGUGGAUUUGAAGUAAGUAUUACUAAGUACUGUACCCCCCCCACCCCCGUUGCUCGCCAAUAUUUUUGGAAAAAAAUAGGGGCCCCCAAUUAAAAAUUUGUUCCUUGCCCCCGACGAAAAUUUGUCCCUGCGCCAUUGAGGUCCACCACCUUUCAAAAUAUCUCCCUGACCCUGCUUGAUUAGCCUGGAAUGUUGAGAUGGUGAUAUUAGUGGACCGAACAACAUCAUUAGCCUUUCUUAAAAUGACCCAGAUGCUGUUACUACCACUCUAUUCAUUGACAAAUUAAAUCAGGAUUUGAAUAUUAAUUAAUGGCGCCCUAAUGGACCCUACUUUGUUAUUUUACUCUGUCUAACACGAAACAAUUUUUACUCGUCAAUUAACGGGAGAUUGCUGGGACCCAAUGAGUUAAUCAGUUUAUGAUUACCAUACUGGUAUUAUUGUACAUGACCAUACUAUGAUUACCAUACUGUGCAUGACAGGAAGAUUUGAACCUCACCAAUAGAGAGAGGUCAUUCUGCAAUAGUAAGUAAGAGGUCACCAUGACGCCGUCUCUCGCCAUUGUAUAAUAUAUGAAACACUGUUUUAGAAAAACCCCAACGGCCAACGCAAUGCCUAAUUUCCAAAAGCUAAAUAAAGCGUUGACAUUUGUGCAAGUCGCAAAGCAACUUGCCAUACCGGCAAGGAAUAUGCAAGAUGUGCAGGUGUGCUUUAGCGGCUUUGCACACCGGCUUUUGCACCUUUACUAUAGCCACGAAGCAAACAAUCUAUCUCACUAUCGUUCGUGCACAUCUUGCAUAUUCCUUGCCGGUAAGAAUUCAAGCAAUUGCACUGAGCAAGUUGUAAAGAUUUUUUUAUCUUUACAGCUUGUUACUCUUGAGCUGACUGUGUGUUACCACAGGUCUCCCGAAAAGACCGCAUAAAAUUUUCUGUAAAAUUGCUUGAUCAAUCUACACUAAAACCUCUAUAAUUCGUACUACAUAAAGUAUAUUUACACAGUACAUGCUCACAGUGUUGCAUAUUUAUUUAUUUCUCCAAGGUUAGCAAGAAAAUACCUGUCCACACAACCUAAACGACGAAAAACUUGUACUUAAAAAUCGAUAUUAAUUAAAAAGCUAACUCAUUACGAUCACGCAUAACUCUAACACUCCUACAUUGUAUUUAUUUUUGUUCUUUCACCACAUUAAAACGAGGGAAUUUUGCGAAAAAUUCAUCAAUUUUUUGCCGAUUGUUUAGAAAAACAAAAAUUAUGCACUAUGCAUGUGCAAGAACAUUUCAAACAUUCUAUAUGCGUAUUUGAUUUUAUCUGUAUCUCCUCAUUUAGUGCCACUUUCCUUAAAUACCUCGCGUCCGCCGCCACCCCCCUCCCUGGAGCAAAUGGUGAUUGUAUAUGCACCCUUGUAAUGUUGCUGUCUUUUGUACAUUUUAGUCUGCAUCACCAGCAUCAAAUCCCUUUGGAGAUUCCUCUGCAUCUGCAGGAUUCCCUUGGGCUACAGCAUUUCCGGCCGUUUCUCAACAACAACCUUCCCCACCGCUCACCAAUGCCCAAGCGACAUUCCCGGUACAAACAACAGCGUUCCCAACUAGCAGUGAACAGACCAGCAAUGCAUCUUCUUUACCCCAGACACAGUCUGGUAAUCUUUUGCUAGGUGACUCCGGAGGAGAAUAUGCCACACUUAGUACAGCUCAGAGUGGUGCACCAGGGCAAAUGUCUCUCUCUCAAGGAAUCUUACCUACCCAACAACCACCCUCUCACACGGCCCUACCCAUCCACCCACGUCCUCUGAAAGGUGAUGUACCCUCCCAACUAACUGCCUCCCAUGGAGGUACGCCUACCCAACAAAUGCAGCACCAAGCCGGAAUACUCACGAAACCGAACAUAAUUCCUUCAAACGAUCUAUUUAUAUCACCAAGUAGAGAAGUAACUGUGCAGUCUGCCCCACCUAUACCGUCUAGAGAACAUCGAACCACUAGUGGACCAGUCCAGUCACCAGUGGUGGAUGAAACGAGACUGAAUAAAGUACAAGGAGAGUUGAAGGAAGCUAAUGAUCAAGUCAAUGACUAUCAAAAUAAAUUACAAGUAUCAGAAGAAAAAUUAUCACUGGCCGAAAGAGAGACGAUUCGCUUAGAAAAGGUACUGUAUGAUAUACUGUACCAAAUAUGAAAUACUACGUGAGUUGCUUUUGACCUUAUUCAUAAAUCGUGAUCGAGUUCUCGUAUCUAGGAUACUAUUGUGCCGACGUUAACGGCUUGUUUCUUGUUGUUUAUUUUGAUUUUUGUGUGUGUUGUAAGAUUUUGUGCUCACAACGAAAGCUAUAAACGACUAUAGUAAAAAACGACCGGUUUUGUCCUGUUUUUUUUGUGUGGAAAGUCUAAAAAUAUGACAACGUAGCGGUGGUGUUUAUUAAGAAGCGAAAAAACAGUACUUUACUGAGAUUCUAACGUCAAUACAUCCGUAAAAAAUCAAAGCAAGUCACAACAAUGGAAUGUAAGUUUAUUUUAUAAUUUGAUAUGAAUAUGAAAGAAAACAAGAGUUCAAAAAUCACAAGAAAACGUCAAAUGUUAUUGAUUCGCAUGGAAAAAAUAUUAACUGUGCCUGGGCUCGAAGACAUUCUGCAAGCAGCUUACAAGUUUAAAAAGUAAAAGAUACAAUACCUGAGUGUGAGUUGUAAUCUUAUUUCUUCAGUCUUAUUUCUACUUUGAUAUUUUGUACGAUUUUGGUGUUGUAGACGUUUUGUGGCCUUGUAGGCCCUUGCCUUGUUGGUUGUUUGUUUUGGCCAUACAAACUAUAACAAACAAAAGUUUCCUUUUCCAAUUGACCCCAGCAUCUUUUACGUUAAAACAUCACAUUAUAUUUUCUCUGAAGUAUUAUUUCAACUUGCACAAGCUUUAUGGAUAAUAAAAUAUAUAUUUUCGGAAAAAUACUGCCAUCGCUGACAGCAAAAUUUUUCUUGUCAAUUUUCCCGCGUUAUCCCCCGUUUCCUAGGAUACGAGGCCUCAUCACGAUUUAUGAAUAAGGUCUAUGUGCUUGGAAGACCGGUGCAAUAUUGGAAUUUCAGGCAAUGUAUGCUAUUGAUAAAUAUUUGCAUAGAUAAAUUUGAAAUAACUGUUUUUAGUCGAAAUAUAAUGACAUUUAUAAAAAGUUCUUUUUCCAAAUAAAAAAAUAUGUAAAUGUCUUGUCCUUUAUUUUAGCUCUUCGAGCACGAGUAAAGAACAUGGAUUUUCUUGCGCCAUCGCGUUCUCCCAGAAUGCACGACGACCUCGUUUUUCAUGUGCUGUAUGUGGAAUGAACGUGUGGUCUUUAUACUCAUUUUUGCGCAGCGCCAUUCCUCGUUCAUAUUGUACAUGUCAGCUUCCCUUUUAGAGCUUAGAAGAAAUGAAGAAAAAAUAUACGGAAGCAACAGAUGUCGCUAAAGAACAGUAUUUAGAAAUUGAAAGACAAAUAGAGCGAUAUGAUUUAUUACAGGUAAAAAUAUAUUCACUCUGACACUACAGAGAACAACGGAAAAUUCUGGCUUCUAGAUCGUUGCGCUAGCUGUUCAGUUAUCGAGUCAGCGCGGGGAGUGGUAGCUAGUUUUAUCUCCGAAUUGAGUGCACGGAAUAUUUUGGCGAUGACUUAAUAACGCUCGAUAAACAGAGCUAUAUCUCUGCAU
Paramuricea clavata is the source of this 12778-nucleotide messenger RNA. The record is from the annotation of a GenBank genome assembly. NCBI's taxonomy places the organism in Eukaryota, Metazoa, Cnidaria, Anthozoa, Malacalcyonacea, Plexauridae.